This is a messenger RNA of Microthlaspi erraticum, 222 nucleotides long. The record is from the annotation of a GenBank genome assembly. Lineage: Eukaryota; Viridiplantae; Streptophyta; Magnoliopsida; Brassicales; Brassicaceae.
AUGGGACAUGAGGAGCAUGGAGGGACUUGGCACAUGGAAGCAGCUCAACUGGAUACGCAAAGGAAGAAGGGAGAAGCCAUCUUGAAGACCAGCUCGACCGUCUACUCGACCAACCGGUCGAGUUCCUCAACUCGACCGGCCAAGCUUCAACUCGAUCGAGCUGGAAGUCAAAAACCUAAUCCCAUCUUUGUGUUCUUGAAGCUCUUGCUUCUUGAAUCCUAG